AGCGCGUGCGUGGUUAGCGAGCAUGACUUGGCAGCGUGCCGGUUGCUUUGCAGUUCGUGCCCGCCGUGUAUUUUGUUGUGAUACUGAUAAAUACCAUGUGCGCGCUCUCUUCUUGAAUUGUGUAGCUGUGUCCUUUUUAUUUCCAUUGUUGUGCGGUUAUUUUUAACGGAAUUCGCUUACAUUUACCACUGAGUUUUUGCUACGAGCUUUGGAUGUAAACACGGACAAGUAACUUGUGUGAUUUAUAGACGUUUUUGUGGGAUAUAUUGACUGUUUUCUUCAAGAAAGUCGACUAGAAAUUUGAGGGACCAAGAUGUUGUCAGUCGCAAGAGUUAAGAAGUUGGGCGGUAUGUUCUUCAUCGCAUUCUGCUUCCAGUACAUGAUCCUCUUCUAUGUUUUCGCCCAGUCUACAGCCCCAAACCAAAAACACAAGCUCAUACCUCGCCAUGCUACAACCAAAGAUAUCCGCGGCCCGACGUAUCACGUCCACAAGGUCGACCCAAUGUCAGUGUCCAUGAGGGAGGCGUACGAGAGCCGAAGACUCCUAGUGGAGAGCAACCGGCCGAGACUGGUAUCUCGUCGGGAGAUUAUCGAAGAGUAUCGGAACCCAUCUUCAACAAUGACUGAGUCGCCUGCUGGAUCCAAGCGGUAUAUCCCGUUGGGAAGACAGACCAGCGGAGAGGAGUUUCUAAGCUGUGGGACCUGCGCUCUUGUUUCCAAUUCAGGUCACAUCACCCACUCCAGAAGAGGCGAUGAAAUUGACGAAGCUGAAUGCGUGUUCAGGUUGAAUUCAGCACCAACCGUUGGGUACGAACUAGACGUGGGCCGCAAGACAACUGUCCGGGUCAUCUCUCAGGAAGGUUUGUCAGAGUUGGUAGCGAAUGCCAGCACGCUACUUGACAAUCACCCGUCAUUGAAGAACGUCUUCGUUCAUGGCUCGGAGCAUGCAUUCUCCCUCGGCUCCAUACCAAGUGUAAUGGGCCGCCUUUCGUCAAAGUACCCCAGGGUGGGUUUCUAUCGCCCCUCAAAGGCUCUGGAUGGGGAAGCAGAUGCUGAAUUUGAAAAGCACACUGGAAAACAAAGGCUUUCCUCAGGGACAGAACUUUCAACUGGUCUGUAUGCCCUCAUGAUCAUGAAAGAUGUGUGUGGAGAAAUCAACGUCUACGGCAUGGUGCCAGAGGACUAUUGCAGGUUGCAUCCCAACAGCAAUAUCCCCUACAGCUACUACAAGAAGCCAGUCUUACCAGAGUGCAUGAUGUACGAAUACCACGAGAACGUGGACCAAGGAGGAAAGAGACUCAUGACUGAGCGACGUGUCUUCCGAAACUGGGCCAAGAGCAGCCGCAUCAGCUUCCAUGACCCUUCCUGGGACUAAACAACAAUUUUGUACCCGUAACAUAAAAAAAUUGCUUUGCCCUUUUAAAAAACUCAGGCAGUAAUCGAUGACAUCUCAUCCGUGUCAAAGAUUUUCUUUAUUAUAAUUUUUGCAAGUUUAUUAUUAUUGUUUUGCUGUCAGUUAGAACUAAAUUUUCUUCAAUUUGGUAGCGUUGAUCCUUCUUAUAACGUAUUUAAGUUGCAGUGCAGGCUUUGCGUCCCUCCCUUCUUUGUUAACAAUUUCAAAAGACCAGUUUGGGUUCUUUUAUUUCCCCUUCCCCCUUCCUCCAAAGGCUCAAAAGAAUUGAGAUGAUUUAAUUGAGUGUGCAUGUUUGCCAAGAUACAACAGAGAAAUCAUAUGGACAGCUUCAAAGCCAGUGGUUGCCAAGUAUGAAAGAAAUACAAGUGUUUGGUAAACAUGCAAACAAAUUAACCAAAUGAUUUAAUUAGUUCUAAUCCCUUUUUUAAGUUGGGGAGGGGGCGGUAAAGGUUUCUGGACAGUGUACUUCAAAAGUUUAAUUUAUGUAUUCUACAGGUCCCUUUGCAUCAGCGCCUUUGCCGAGUUCAAACAAUGAAAAGAGUGCGCAAAUACUCGCAACUCUAAUUUAAUGAGAGAUCUUCCUUUGAUCUCCUUGAGGGCGCUGUUUGACCGUGUAACAGAAAUUUCUAGGGGUCUGUUGUUGUUUUUAAUAGUUAUGCAUAAAAGCAAGUGUUUUAAAACUUUUGGGCAUCAUAGCUUUAGAGUCAUAGGUGUAUUCAAACAUAAGUAGAUGUUUCUGUAACUAGCAGAUUGGUUACGUAGGUUGAGUUUAUAUAGUGUAGUGACAGUGUAGUCAAAUGUUAAAAUAACGAAAUUCUCAAGAGAUGAUAUUUUCGCACAAACAAUGCAAGUUUGUUCUUUUUUUUUUGUAUUCAAGGAAUUGUACACCAUUAUUUAAAGAUUUAAAGUAAGAGCCAGCCGAUUAUAAAAGUGGCGGGUUUAUUUCAUUGUACAGAAUAUAAUAAAAAUUCCUUCACUUUUUAAAACAGGGUUUAAUAUAUAAAAGUCACAAGUCAGCUGCGCAUUUUGGUAUGGAAUGUUUUUCCACAUUUCCUCCUGCGAUAAAUGACAACAGGCCAAAUUGAUUACAAGUUCUCAUGGCAUUUGGUACCACCAGUACUAUAGUUCGUCCAGGGUAAACUUUGAGAACAAAUAAUUUGUAAGCGCUAAACUUAUGACUUUCGCAGUGGUGUACAAAGCCUUGAGCCCCAACUCCUCAGAAACGUGAGCAAGGAGCUGUUCAAUUUUUUUCAGAAUCCUUUAGUUUGUUGGUGAAACUUUCAAGCAAACCAUUGCUUUGAGGGUAUGACCCCUAAAGCCUGGUUCAUACUGUCAUACUUCCUUUCGAACGCGAUACAAAUUUUGACGUCACAGCCCUGUUUUCGCUGCAAAUGGUUCGCAGCAGUUGAGUACAUUUCAACUCUUACGAACUAUUUGUUGCGAAUUUGUGACGUAGAAAUUUGUAUUGCAUUAGCAGGAAGAAUGAACUAGGCAUGAUGCCGAGCAUUGUUAUUUUGCUUGCAAGGUGUUUGCGAGUCCGUCAAAGUCUGACAGAACUUGGGAAAGGAUUUUAGAGGAUUCUGAGUUGUUGUGGUGAGUUUUUUCAUAAAAUUUGACUUGAUUAUAUUACUCGAUUAAAGUAUGCUCAGUUAUUAUCAAUCAAAUGUGUUUUAUUUUAAAACAAGAUAUUGUAAAUAUAACUAUUUUUGUGCAAGAAAAUAUCAGUAUUAUCAUGCAACAAGUUCUUGUCGCAAGUUUACAAAACUUGUCGAUGUGGUAAUUUAUCUUGAUUGUGUUGUUAGUUUAUAUAUGUGUGGUGACCAGAAACUCAUAAUAUGCCAAGCGUAUAAUGGUUUCAUGUUUAAAGAAAGAAAAAAGAAAUGUCAACUUUAACAAUUCCCUUCCUCUUUAUAUUAAAACUAUUAAAUUUAUUGAAAGGAAAAAGCAACAUUUGUGCACUUUGCACAAUCUACAUGAAUAACAAAGAAUACUUAAUGAUGUAUCUAAAUGGAUGUUAUAAAAAUUGUUUUUACCCUUACAUUGAUCUGUAUACUUUCCUGAGGUCUGUCGAGAAAACAAAUCCACAGGCAAACCACUUGGUGAAUACAUAGAAUGCAAACUGCCUCUAGCUACUAGGCACGCUCUGUGGUUUAGUGGUAAGACAUCUUCAAAGGUCAUGGGUUUGAAUUCCA
Messenger RNA from Asterias rubens (European starfish), 3606 nucleotides. Its product is annotated as alpha-N-acetyl-neuraminyl-2,3-beta-galactosyl-1,3-N-acetyl-galactosaminide alpha-2,6-sialyltransferase-like. Lineage: Eukaryota; Metazoa; Echinodermata; Asteroidea; Forcipulatida; Asteriidae. The coding region runs from base 314 to 1375 and encodes 353 amino acids. Gene Ontology annotation, biological process: ganglioside biosynthetic process. Gene Ontology annotation, molecular function: alpha-N-acetylgalactosaminide alpha-2,6-sialyltransferase activity. The transcript is spliced from 6 exons. The record is from RefSeq and is a predicted model, not a curated record.